AUGGAGCUUAAUUAUGCUUGGCAUCAGGGGGACACUUUUGAUCAUCUCACGACUUGGAUAGAAGAGGCGAGACGGCUUGGAGUUGGAGGUGCCAAGCUGACAAUAUGUUUCAUUGGAAACAAAUGCGACCUCUCUGAUAGACGUGCUGUCAGCUACGAGGAAGGUGAACAGUUUGCCAAGCAGAAUGCCCUGCUCUUUAUUGAGGCAUCAGCGAAAGCUGCUCAUAAUGUUAACGAGGCAUUCACUCUGACUGCUAGAGCAAUGUGCCACAAAGUUGAAGAUGCAUGGGUUUGUUUAAUGAGAAAAUUCGAUCCAUAG
Molecule: messenger RNA, 318 nt
Organism: Oryza sativa Japonica Group (Japanese rice)
Lineage: Eukaryota; Viridiplantae; Streptophyta; Magnoliopsida; Poales; Poaceae
Source: RefSeq, a predicted model, not a curated record